Molecule: messenger RNA, 1346 nt
Organism: Cannabis sativa
Lineage: Eukaryota; Viridiplantae; Streptophyta; Magnoliopsida; Rosales; Cannabaceae
Product: probable pyridoxal 5'-phosphate synthase subunit PDX2
Exons: 7
Coding region: 159-920 (253 amino acids)
Biological process (GO): pyridoxine metabolic process; pyridoxal 5'-phosphate biosynthetic process
Cellular component (GO): cytosol; glutaminase complex
Molecular function (GO): glutaminase activity
Source: RefSeq, a predicted model, not a curated record
UUUUAGUAUAUUUUUGUCUGGCGGCCAGCCUCCCACAUAAGUCAUAUGUAUUUGUUGUUUUGAUACUCAAUUAACAGAAUCGCACGUUGUGGUGUGCCCAUUAACUCCGCUCCACUCAACUCAAAGCCGCUUCCUUUUCUCUUCACAGAAACAGAAAGAUGAGUAUCGUCGGUGUUCUCGCUUUACAGGGUUCUUUUAACGAACAUAUUGCAGUGCUUAGAAGGAUUGGAGUUAAGGGCGUGGAGAUAAGGAAGCCAGAACAACUUCAAAAUGUUUCCUCUCUUAUUAUUCCGGGAGGAGAGAGUACAACCAUGGCUAAGUUGGCUGAGUAUCACAACCUGUUUCCUGCCUUGCGUGAAUUUGUCAAAAUGGGAAAGCCUGUUUGGGGGACAUGUGCAGGGCUUAUCUUCUUGGCAGAUAAAGCUAUAGGGCAGAAAGAAGGAGGACAGGAACUGGUUGGAGGCCUAGACUGCACAGUGCACAGGAAUUUCUUUGGUAGUCAGAUCCAAAGCUUUGAGGCAGAGAUUGAGGCACCAGAGCUUUCUUCUACGGAAGGUGGUCCUGAAACAUUUCGUGGAGUUUUUAUACGUGCUCCUGCUAUUCUUGAAGUGGGAUCAGAAGUUCAGGUGCUCGCCAACUAUCCUGUUUCAUCAAAACCUACUAAAGGGUCAGAUUCAAAUUCUGCGGAUGGAGGUCAAGAGGGGAAUACCAGUUCUCAAACAAGAGUGAUUGUAGCUGUAAGACAGGGGAAUUUGCUGGCUACCGCUUUUCAUCCUGAACUGACAGCAGAUACUCGAUGGCAUAGUUACUUUUUGAAGAUGAUGGGUGAAGGAUCAUCGAGUAGUAGUAUCGACUCGGUUGGAACUGAUUCACAUAUAAUUCACCCACCACCACGAAUUGACUUUCCCAUAUAUCAGUAAUUGCUGAUCAACAUAGUACUUUUUCCUAACCCCAAGGGGUGGUCUAGUGGUAAGGACUGUUGGAAAGUGCAAGGUAAGUCUAUGUUCCAAGGUUUGAAUCCCCAGACUCAAAAGCCUUGGGGCCAUUAAGAGGUGUCUCCGUCGAACUGCCAGGGCCAAAAUUUCAAACAAAAAAAAAAAAACCAGUAUUUUCUUCUCAGAUUUGAUCUCAUUCAAUUUAUAUAUUUCUACUCUGAUCAUUGUGGUAGCUGCUGAAGGUUCCCUAAUGAUUCUUUCCAUAUGGUUCAGUUUGUAUUUCAGAUAGUGAUAUGAUUUAAAAGUGUAAACAGAUUUUGCAAUGCUGUCUGUCGACUUCUACUAGUUUGCUCAUUUGUAAGUUGUUCAUUUUCAUAGUUUAAAAUUGUUUUAUUUGUUUCACCCCCAAAA